Molecule: messenger RNA, 1768 nt
Organism: Doryrhamphus excisus (bluestripe pipefish)
Lineage: Eukaryota; Metazoa; Chordata; Actinopteri; Syngnathiformes; Syngnathidae
Product: putative 2-ketogluconate reductase
Cellular component (GO): cytosol
Molecular function (GO): glyoxylate reductase (NADPH) activity; hydroxypyruvate reductase [NAD(P)H] activity; NAD binding
Source: RefSeq, a predicted model, not a curated record
AAGUGAAAGUCAAGAAAGCCUCCUGACCUUGCGAUCUUCUCGGCCUUUUCAAGUUCAGGCUGGUGGACGUCCUAAAGAGCCUUUCCCGAGUCUGCUUGUCUGGGUUUGAAUGGCCCGGUGCCUCUUCCCCGAGAGGGCAGAGGUGUGAACGGGUGCUGACCUGUGUGUCGGGUCUCUGCUUACGCUCCUGGCUUCCUGUUUGAGGUGUUCCGUACGCCCUGCACGUAUGCAGAUCCGGCAGUGUCACACAGGAGACAACGGACACACUGGCAUAGGAUGCUUUCUGGCGUGUACCCGUAGACGUUUGGCUCCCUGCGAGCACGCUUAGAUGACCGGAAAGGCGAGCUCCUGAGAUUAGAUUAAUAAGCCUGCAGCCACGAUGCAAACCGUCUUUGUCCAGAGUGUGCGGAUUCUGUGGAAUCCCGUACAGGUAUCGAGGAGUUUGCAAUUAAAGUGUGUGCAAAGAUCUGUGCACCAACACAAGAAGAUGAUGGAGAGCGACAAACCGUGGGCUCUGAUUUCUGAGGUGGGCGAGCAAGGCAUCCUGGAGGAGGCAGUGGACCUCCUGAGUCAACACUUUCAGCUGGUCCCCCACGAGGACUUCCUACGGGACCCCCAACUGCACGGCCCCAAAAUCCAGGUGCUGUUUCAGUGGCUGUGUACCCCACAGGCCACGCCGGCGCUGCUCAGCUCGCUCCCGUCCCUCAAGUUAAUCUCCAGUGGGGGGGCGGGCUACGACCACCUGGACCUGCCCUACGUCACCAGCCUGGGGCUGAAGGUGGCCAACACGCCCGGGGUGGUCAGCGACUGCACUGCGGACAUGGCCAUGGGGCUCCUGCUGGCGUCGGCGCGAACCAUUGUCGAAGGUCACCAGUCCAUGAUGGACCCCAACACCACCUGCUUACCUCAAUGGCUGGGAGGCGUGGAGGUCACGGGGUCAACUCUGGGGAUUAUCGGAAUGGGAAAGAUCGGCGAGAGGAUCGCUCAGCGCGCCAAAGGAUUUGACAUGAAUGUCCUGUAUUACAACAGAAACAGAAGGAGCGCUGAGGUGGAGGAGGCAGUGGCGGCGACCUACUGCCAGAGCAUGGACGACCUGCUGACGCGCUCCGACUUUGUCAUGCUGGUGGUCUGUCUGACCCCCGACACCACCGGCCUCAUCAGCACACGAGAGUUGGGCCUCAUGAAGCCCACAGCGACGCUGAUCAACAUCAGCAGAGGUCCUGUGGUGGACCAGGACGCUUUGGUUAAGGCUCUGCAGGCCAGGACCAUACGAGGAGCUGCUUUGGAUGUGACUUAUCCUGAACCUCUUCCAAGGGAUCAUCCUCUCAUCGGCCUUCCCAAUGUGCUGAUCACCCCUCAUUUCGGCACCAGCACUAUCACCACGAUAAGAAGGAUGGUGCGGAAGAUGGUAGAAAACGCCUUGGCUGCCAUGAAAGGAGAAUCCAUCCCUGAUGAAGUGAAAUGUUGAAUUAUUUUUUUUAAAUGAUGCUCGAUAUAUGUUGUUUAAGUCAUGCAAUAUUUCGAGUACUGUAUUAAUAAUAUAUGGACAAUACAGUAUUUUUUUAAACUAGGGUGUUGUCAGAGGGGUUCUGAGUAACUUCGCAUUUUCCUAUUGUAUAUGGUUUUAAAUUUCGCAUUUUCCCAUUAUAUAUGUAUGGUGAAAUAAAAAAAUAAACUAACACAUUAACAUUACGUGAGAAAUGUAUGUGAUUUGCUGUCAACGGCGUGUUAGUUGUGUUUGUUUACAUUACCGCUUCAAAACUUACUU